UGGUUAGUUAAUAAACAAAAGGGACAAACAUUCCUAGACUUAUUAUGUCAAGGCUACAGUUAGAUAUGCAAAGGGCUAACAACACGUCUGCUUGCGCGUCAUGCAAGCACCAGAGGAAGAGGUGCACAGAGAAGUGCACGUUGGCGCCCUUCUUUCCCGUGGAGAGGACACGAGAGUUCCAGGCUGUGCACAAGGUGUUUGGUGUGAGCAACGUCACAAAGAUCAUCACGAGCCUUAGGGAGGAGGACCGGAAGGUAGCUGUGGACUCGCUCGUGUGGGAAGCCCUAGGGCGGCAGAAGGACCCGGUGCUGGGGCCGUUUGGAGACUACCGAAGGGUUUGUGAGGAGCUGAGGUUGUACAAGAGCCAAUAUCAACACUUUCAUCACCAAGUACCAAAUCAAGGAACCAUAGUUUACAAGGCUGCCACAGCACAAGCCCUAAUGGGAUGGAACAAUAGCAACAAAAUUGUGAAUACAAACACUAAUAACCCAAACAAUAAUUUUAUUGGUAAUGGCAAUUCUGUGGUGGAUUUUUGCACUUAUGGAUAUUCCCCAAAUCACCAUAUUCAUCAAGAUUCUGAAAAACAAAGGGCAGAAAGGGAAAAUGGCACAACUAUAUUCCUUCCUCAGCAGCAUUUGUCUAAUGCUUUCGGCCAACAAUGCAUUCUUGCAGGUCAAUACAAUCCUCUGGAUUCCAAGUCAAUGGAAAGCACCCUUUGGGAGGGCAGUUCGUAGAUACAAUGUUUUCAAAUGUCUACAAUUCAUAUGGUUUCUUGGAGAAAAUACUAAGUUUUCGUAUUAUACAUUGCGGAUUCAAUUUCUCAAUUCAUGUUUUUUAC
Salvia hispanica is the source of this 838-nucleotide messenger RNA. It is a transcript of the gene LBD2, whose product is annotated as LOB domain-containing protein 2. The record is from RefSeq and is a predicted model, not a curated record. NCBI's taxonomy places the organism in Eukaryota, Viridiplantae, Streptophyta, Magnoliopsida, Lamiales, Lamiaceae.